UUGUAUUACUGUCCACUCGCUCGCCCCACGUUCGGCACAGGUGGCUGUUCCGUUCACAGCUUGCCGGGGUUUCCAUAUCUCCCGCAACUUGCAACUUCUCCAGGCCUCUCCAGGUAAUGCUUUCGGCCUUGCGGCAUCUGAUGGGAAACAUAGCCAAAGUAAGGCAGGAAUGGCUGUUUUCAGCUGUUACUGGGUCUUGCUCGAAUCAAUUGGCUCGCGUGCUCAACAGCACUCAGGACAAUUGCUCAUCCAAAUCCCAAAAAGAUGGCGACAUCCUGGUCCCCCGGCUUAUGUUUCCAUCGCUGUCAAGGUGUCAAGAGUCUUGGCACCAGAGCGGGUCGAAAAGUUCCAGGCUCGGUCCAGGCUCUUCUGUUUUUGAGCCGAUCUCCCGCUCAUCUACCUUCCUACCUUAUACAAUAGAUGAACCACGGCGACAGCUCCACUGCCCGGCGCAAUGUUAUCAGCAUCUCGACGUCCUAACAAGGUACCCUCGUAGCUGGAAGGUAGGGAUUGGUACGUCCAUGUACAAAACCUCGCGCUGUUUGUCUAUUCGUCCACUGCCUACAUGUGCACUAGGUGCGUACGUACAGCCAACGUCGCAUCGUGAGCUUCUGCUUCCACUUCUGCUUCCACUUCUGCUUCCACUCUGCUUCUCCAAGCCGCAUCGGUGGACAUGGAAAUAUGCCGCCCAUUCUUGGCCAUCUGCAUCUCCCCUCCCACGUAGCCUUGGCAACACUCACUUGGUCACAUAGCUCCUGUCCCUCAUGCUGAGGGGGAGGGCAUGGUCCUGGUCCUCUAGUCCUAUCGGAUGCUGUUUUUGCAGUUAAAGAAAUCCAAAAGUGCGAAAACGGCGCUGGGGUUCCUUAUCACCAAUUUCAUUCCCAUGCACACUGAGCAAGACUCGACAUAUGCGGGCGGCCUGUCAUGGCUGUUCCCAGUUUCUGUUGCAUCGGUCCAAGAGUCCGGGUAUCUCAGGUAUGUACCUUAGUUGUUGCUUUGAUGUAGCUGUAGUUCGAGAAAGACAAGAGAACAGACCUUGCCGUCCCAGCCCUGUUGUUAUCUAUCCGUCUUCGAUU
This is a messenger RNA of Lasiosphaeria miniovina, 1076 nucleotides long. RefSeq lists its product as uncharacterized. The record is from RefSeq and is a predicted model, not a curated record. The coding region runs from base 117 to 752 and encodes 211 amino acids. NCBI's taxonomy places the organism in Eukaryota, Fungi, Ascomycota, Sordariomycetes, Sordariales, Lasiosphaeriaceae. The transcript has a single exon.